Molecule: messenger RNA, 366 nt
Organism: Peronospora matthiolae
Lineage: Eukaryota; Oomycota; Peronosporomycetes; Peronosporales; Peronosporaceae
Source: the annotation of a GenBank genome assembly
AUGAGUCCACGCCGCAAAAGGAAACACGUACCUGAUACGGAUGUGGCAAGAUUGGACACGUUGAAGCCUACCGUCUUGACAGGAGGACUAGCGACAAGAACAGCAGUCGUCGCGGUAGGCAACAUUGUGCUUGCGAUUGUCGAAGGCACCAGCAAGAAGGGCAAGCGUCGUGCCAAUUAUAAUCUGAACCUGGCAAUUUGCAACGGCAGUGACGGAGAAAGCGACGACUGGAUUCUGGACAGUGUAUCCAGCCGCCAUCUCGUCAACAACGCUUCUCUCGUACAAGUUGUGCGAUACUGCGAGCUCGAGUGCCACCUAGCCGACGGUGAGGGUAUCAAGCUGUCGCGUUCAAUAGCGUUUUACUGA